GCGCACUCAAACACUUUGCUUCUGUCUCGGUCAGCUUUUGGGUCGCAUGGCGCGCGGUGCGCAUGCCAUCAGUUGACACAGUCGCACCGCGUCAGGGGUCUCGUUGGCGUGAGGAGCACAGCGUCGAUUAUACCCUAUGAUUCCUCAUAAGGGCCUGACACCGUGUCCCCUGCCUUUCGGGUACUAAACAGGGUUGGUCACCUUGUAAGAAGAGCGCGGUCGAGCACCAAGUCGCCUCACCUAGAUCUGUCAGUCAGCUCUAGACGGGCGCAGGGGGGACUCCGGGGCUAGUUGUUGCGGCUAACAGAAAACAACACGAACAACAAGAACAACAACAAGAACAACAACAAGAACAUAAAUCAACAUGUUCAACCUACCAGAUGGCACAACUUGCCUCCUCCUCGGCGUGGCUCUUCACCUUCUAGCUUUGAGGAAGGGAGAAUGGGAUCUUGCCGUCUUCAAGAUGUUGGCUGCGGCAGCAGUCGGACCUUUCGCACUUGCGGUAUGGCAAACCGCCCUUCACGGCGUGACUUUCUCAUCGGCGCUCCAUAGAUCAUACUAUCUUGGCGGAACCUUGAUUUCGGGCAUAUACCUCAGUAUGACCGUCUAUCGACUCUGGUUUCACCGGCUGAGGCGUUUUCCUGGGCCGUUCCUGGCCCGAAUCUCAAGUUUCUACAUCACGGGAGUGGUGUUCAAGGGACAUCAAGAGUACUUAGAGCUCGACAGACUGCAUAAAAAAUACGGUGAGGUGGUCAGGAUAGGCCCGUCUGCCCUGUCCAUCGCCGACCCGCAAGCCCUCCACGCGGUCCACCUCAACCCCAGGUGCCUCAAGGGUCCGUGGUAUCAAGUCCUCGCGCCGGAUACCUCUGUUCAGACUGACAGGGACGCCGCAAGCCACGGGGCAAGGCGGAAAGUCUGGGACCGAGGUUUUAGCAGCAAGGCGCUGCGAAAUUAUGAACCGCGGGUCGCUCACUACAGUGAUAAACUUCUCGCCUGUGUUGACUCCCACGUGGCGGAUGGCAAAGCACGGCCGCUAAACGCCUCGUUGUGGUUCAAUUUCUACUCUUUCGACGUAAUGGGCGACCUUUCCUUGGGCGAGAGCUUCGGAAUGUUGGACCGCGGGGAGAGCCACUUUGCUAUGCGGACACUUCAUGGCUUCAUGUUCAUGAUUGGGGUCUUCUCUCACGUCAUGUGGGCGUUCCGGGUCAUUUCUAACCUUCCCAUUGUAGGGGCUGAGAACGUGAGGUUCAAGGCGUGGGUCGCGGAGCAGGUCAAGAAGAGAAUUGAGAACCCACCGGAAAUCCCUGAUGUGUUUAGCUGGAUCAUCGAAGAGUACGAUUCCAAUCCCAAUCGAACAGAGCAGGAGAGGCUCAAUCUCACCGCGGAUGGUCUUACCAUCUCUAUCGCAGGAAGUGACACAACGGCAGCCGCACUCUCUUGUCUCUUCGUGGAGCUGGCCACGCACCCCGAGGUCAUGGAGAAAUUACAGACAGAGCUCGAUGCGUUCCUCCAGGAAAACUCGGAACCCGACGCAUAUGCCCUUUCGAAGCUCAAGUAUCUGCAAGCCUGUAUUGAUGAGGGAUUGCGCGUGAUGCCGGUCGUCCCAUCAGGCCCUCAGCGUGUGACACCGCCCGAGGGCUUGCGGAUCAGCGAUAACCUGUUCAUCCCGGGAGAUACAAUCGUCCAGGUUCCGACCUAUACUUUGCACAGAGAUGAGCGCAAUUUCGUGUGUCCGAACGACUUCAUCCCCGAGAGAUGGACUUCGAAGCCCGAACUGAUCAAGAACGCAUCUGUUUACUCACCUUUUUCGAUUGGCCCGUACAACUGUGUUGGAAAGCAGCUUGCCUUGAUGGAGAUCCGCAAAGUGACUUGCAGUAUACUGUGUCGUUACAACGUGGGUUUGGCUCCCGGUCAGACGAAGGAGGCAUUUGUGGGAGGUUUGGUCGAUGGCUUCACCACUGCUUGCCCGAAACUUGAUCUGGUAUUCACGCUGAGAGAGUGAGACGGCACAAUGGCGAGGUGCGCAACUCAUCGCAGCUGGGCAAUGCAGGAGCUUCUGGUCAAUACAGCAAUCGUUUAUGGGUGAUUGAUUAGCCCACAACGUUAUUCUUGAGACAGAAUCACCAGACACCGAAAGAGAAUCACCUUGCAUUCCACCUGCCGAGCCAGUAAUGCCGUGCAAAAGAAACUACAAUUUAACUCAUCCGGAUCGUCGAGACUUUCUACAUAAAACAAUUAAUUAGCGAUUUCAAGGACACCAGCGGCUCGGGUGUCUACAGGUCCAUAACGC
Molecule: messenger RNA, 2290 nt
Organism: Diaporthe batatas
Lineage: Eukaryota; Fungi; Ascomycota; Sordariomycetes; Diaporthales; Diaporthaceae
Exons: 7
Coding region: 365-2002 (545 amino acids)
Molecular function (GO): monooxygenase activity; heme binding; oxidoreductase activity, acting on paired donors, with incorporation or reduction of molecular oxygen
Source: RefSeq, a predicted model, not a curated record